Molecule: messenger RNA, 1945 nt
Organism: Megalobrama amblycephala (Wuchang bream)
Lineage: Eukaryota; Metazoa; Chordata; Actinopteri; Cypriniformes; Xenocyprididae
Gene: pex16
Product: peroxisomal biogenesis factor 16
Exons: 11
Coding region: 99-1121 (340 amino acids)
Biological process (GO): peroxisome organization
Cellular component (GO): peroxisomal membrane
Source: RefSeq, a predicted model, not a curated record
AGUGGCGUCAAAGGAAAACGCUCUGCGGAAGUGUUCGUCUCCGUGUGUUUUCUGCGAUGUGCGAUGUGUGUGAUUGAGAGUUUAUUGCUUUGAUUGUGAUGUCGGUGCUCUACAUGGAUAAAUUAAGUCGUGUUUAUGCGCGUUAUCAGGAGUAUGUGAGGACGAACCCGGCGGCCGCGUCUCAUCUGGAGAGCACAGUGCGCGCGCUGAGUUACCUGAUCGCAGGUCGCUUCUCAGACUCUCAUGAAAUCUCAGAGUUGGUCUACUCGGCGUCUAACCUGCUAGUGCUGCUGAAUGAUGGCAUCUUACGGAAGAAUCUCUCUCGGACAUUGCCUGUGUCUCUUUCUCAACAGAAGCUGUUAACCUGGUUGUCAGUACUGGAGUAUGUGGAGGUUUUCACUGAGAUGGGGGCCACCAAGCUGUGGGGGGAGGCUGGACGUUGGCUUGUUAUUGUUCUUAUUCAGAUUGCCAAAGCGGUUCUGCGCUGUCUCCUGCUUUUCUGGUACAAAUCAGGCAUCCAGACAUCACCACCUAUAAUUCCUCUGGACAGGGACUCUCAGCUCUGUAGUCAAGAGAACAAUACAGAAGAAGGUGACGAGGACACUUCUUUUGUGGGCCAGCGUUCAGGAAGAGUGGUCCGACCACUGGGAAGUGCACCAUCAUUACAGUCUCGUCUUUGGGGUCUCCCUCGGAAAAAGAACACAAGUAGGAAUCAGGAAGAGGAGCUCCACUCAAGUCCGACUCCUCUUGGUCUGCAGGAAACCAUCGCUGAGUCCCUGUACAUCGCAAGACCGCUUGUACAUUUGACUAGUCUUGGGAUUUGCGGAAAACGUUCCUGGAAGCCUUGGAUCAUCUCUGGUCUCUUAGAGAUAACCAGUUUCAGUCUGUUGAGUGACACCAAGGCGCUGAACCGCAGAGAGCGCGCUGAGAUGAGGAGACGGGCCUUCCUUCUCCUCUACUACCUGCUCCGCUCCCCCUUCUAUGACCGAUACUCUGAGACAAAGAUCCUCUUCCUCCUUCGCUUCUUGGCAGAUUAUGUUCCCGGAGUUGGUUUGGUUGCACGUCCACUGAUGGAGUACUUGCCCAUUUGGCAGAAGAUCUACUUUUAUAACUGGGGCUGACAUCAGAGUGAAUCUUUCACAGGCCUGCGCCGCCAAAAUGUUAGUAGAAUGAGAGGAAGCCAUUUAGAGGAUGAUACAGCGACACAAGGACUCAAAUCACACCUGUGCCAGAACAUUACCACAUUUAUCGAGGAGCUUUGCAGUCAGUGAGUAACAGAUGCAUUGCUGGCCUCUGAGAAUAUAUAUCUGGAUAGUGAUUUUCCGAUUGCUGUUUUUCUUAUCUCUUUUAGCUUUCACAUAAUUUUAUGCAUCUGAGCCUUUUUCCACCUUUUUUUUUUUUUUUGCACUUACACACAUCUGUUCUCAAAUGAAUUUUCGCCAAACUUCAAGCUCUCUUAUCCCGUAAUCUAUCCCUCAACAUUAAUGCCUUCAUUUUAAUUUGGAUGUUUAUUUCCAGGGAACGGUUUUAUUGAACACAAUAAUUGACUGGCUGAAAUGAAAUCAAUUAGACGGUCUUGUUUUUGUUUGUUUUCUGUCCGGUUCAUCCUCAGAGUUUUGAGGAACGGAUGGGAUGAAGCUGAAUCUGAUACUUUUUAAUUGUAGCUACAUUUGCUCAUAAAAUGGAAUAAUCCAUCAAUGAUAAAUUGUUUCACAGGACUCCAAUAAGACUUUGGUACGUAAACCGGCAUUAUGAGCGUGUUUUUUUUCACUGUGUGAAAUAAACUCAUUCGAGUCUCUGUUUGAAAGCCCAUCAUUAUUUUGAUUGAAAGACCUGAAGCAAAAAUAAAAAGCAUGACUGUUUUGAAAUGCUGAAAGUGUGAAAUUGGAUAAUUGGUUUUGUAUAUACCUCUGUGCAUUUAAUAAAUCUUUAAAUAAUAAGAGUC